UUGCACAUGGUUACUGAUGUAUAAAACAUCCAAAAUUGAAAAACAUUCAAAUUAUUAUUAUAAUUAUUUUGAUCAUUUUAAAUAAAAAUUAAAAAAACAAUGGAAAAUCCUAUUAUAAUGAAUAAAUAUUCUAUUGAAAGAACCUUAGGACAUGAAAUUGAACCUUAUAAUUAUGAAAAUUUUGUUAAGAAUUUUAAGAUAAAUAUAGUGAGCAAAAAUAAUCGUGAUAUGGAAUUUGAUUUAAUAGGAAUAGAUGUAGCAUUAGCUAAUAGUUUAAGGCGAGUGAUUAUAUCAGAGGUUCCCAGCAUGGCCAUUGAAAAAGUACAUAUAUAUCAAAAUACGUCAUAUGUACUUGAUGAAAUUUUAGCUCAUAGAUUAGGUUUAAUUCCAUUAAAGGCAGAUCCUAGACAAUUUAAGAUGAAAGCUGAUAAUGCUGAACCGAAUGAACAAGAUAGCCUAGUGUAUGAGUUAAAAAUUAAAUGUACAAAAAAAGAUUUGGAUGCUUUAAUUCAUAAACAGUUUAUAAGUUUUCCUGUCUACUCAAAAAAUAUAAAAUGGCUACCAUUAGGUAAUCAAAAAGAUAUGUAUACAGAAGAAAAUGUUGGUAUGAUACAUGAUGAUAUUCUCAUUGCUAAAUUAAGACCUGGACAAGAAAUUGAACUUAAAAUGUUUGCAGUUAAAGGAAUACCUAAAGAUCAUGCAAAGUUUCAAAGUGUUUGUACUGCUUGGUAUAGAUUAAUGCCACAGAUUAAGUUAUUGCAUGAAAUCAAAGGUGAUGAUGCAAUAUUAUUUCAAUCAUGUUUUUCAAAAGGUGUUAUUGGCUUAAAAAAUGUUAAAGGUGUACCCAUUGCAUAUGUAGCAGAUAAUAGAAAAGACAAUAGUUCCAGAAAUGUUUUUAGGUAUAAAAUUUUUGAAGAUAAAGUAUUAUUGUCCAAAGAUCAAAAUCAUUAUAUUUUUACAAUUGAAUCAAUUGGUGCUAUGGAACCAAAUGAAAUCAUGUUGGAAGCAAUUAAUAUUAUUAUUCAGAAACUAAACAAUGCCCUUGAAUCUGCAUUAAAUCAAAGUGAAAUAUAAUGUUAUUUUUUACUUAUUCUGUUUUGACUAUGUAUGAAACAAACUUAAAGAUAAAUGUUUAAUAUAUAAAUAUUUCAAUUGAAUUAUAUAAUGUAAUUUUUUUGUUUA
Daktulosphaira vitifoliae (grape phylloxera) is the source of this 1182-nucleotide messenger RNA. It is a transcript of the gene Polr1C, whose product is annotated as DNA-directed RNA polymerases I and III subunit RPAC1. Lineage: Eukaryota; Metazoa; Arthropoda; Insecta; Hemiptera; Phylloxeridae. Gene Ontology annotation, cellular component: RNA polymerase I complex; RNA polymerase III complex. The coding region runs from base 100 to 1074 and encodes 324 amino acids. Gene Ontology annotation, biological process: DNA-templated transcription. The record is from RefSeq and is a predicted model, not a curated record. The transcript has 9 exons. Gene Ontology annotation, molecular function: DNA binding; protein dimerization activity.